AUGAACUACAUCUGUCAGGUUCUUGUGUUAGUAUCUAUCCUGAUUCACAUGGUUUUCUCUCAUCCUAUAUUACCUGCCACCGGUGGAGCAACAGCAACAAAAACUGAGGAAGCAGAAGAGCUGACAACCAAAGGAUACUAUGAGCAAUAUUGGGAAGCAAAUGGAUGGAAAACUGACGACGCUGGAAAUGUUUAUGUUGGAGACGACAGUUCAAAGAUGUUGUUGAUUCAACAAGGAUCGUAUUGUCCUAUUUCAAUCUGCAAAGGAUGGUUCGGAAUUUGGUGA
Caenorhabditis remanei is the source of this 285-nucleotide messenger RNA. RefSeq lists its product as uncharacterized. NCBI's taxonomy places the organism in Eukaryota, Metazoa, Nematoda, Chromadorea, Rhabditida, Rhabditidae. The transcript has 2 exons. The record is from RefSeq and is a predicted model, not a curated record. The coding region runs from base 1 to 285 and encodes 94 amino acids.